Molecule: messenger RNA, 2929 nt
Organism: Gallus gallus (chicken)
Lineage: Eukaryota; Metazoa; Chordata; Aves; Galliformes; Phasianidae
Gene: KPNA7
Product: karyopherin subunit alpha 7
Exons: 11
Coding region: 1256-2806 (516 amino acids)
Biological process (GO): NLS-bearing protein import into nucleus
Cellular component (GO): cytoplasm; nucleus
Molecular function (GO): protein binding; nuclear import signal receptor activity
Source: RefSeq, a predicted model, not a curated record
ACCAUGGGGCUGCAAUGAAUCCCCAGGGCUGGCAGUGGGGACGGCACCGGGAUGCAGGGAUGGGUAUGGGCUGUGCCAGGAGGGCUCAUCCCAACCCCACCCAGGGAAUUUCCAACCUCUGUCCUACACAUGGCCCAGGGCACGGCAUGGGUUCACUGGGGUUCUGGGGAGGUGUGGGCUGCAGGGAUGUCAGUGCUGGCUUCUUCCCGACCCCAGGGCUAGGCUUAUUGAAGAGACAUGGCGAUAACACAGGAAAAAUCAGUGCUUUUGUCUCGGGGCUUAAAAGAGCUGCCACCAGUCGCCGUCCCACUGCCGUGCAGUGCCACACUGGGAGCAACUGGGCGAAGGCGUGCGGGCUGCAAGGGAGCAGCAAAGCUCUGUGCCAGAACCACAGCUUCCCUACCUGUCACCGCAUGGAUUUUCAGCCUGAGCACACAAAGCUGAGCUCAGGGGACACUGUCGUGUCGAUUUAGGGUUUUAUCUCCUUUCCUCUCCAUUAGCUCUGAUACCCUCUUAUUAUGCUGCAAAGAGAACCGUUUUCUCCUCCAGCGGUUGUCCCCUUUCCCACUCGGCGCAUAUCGAUCUGCCCGUGUCCUCAGCGUGGGGUGAGCUCAGCACGGCCGUGUCACCUCACAUGCCAUCACCCAUAGGGCCAAGGAUGGAGAGGAAAGGACAGCAAGUGAUUGCCACGUAUUCUUCUCCCCAUCCUCUCUCUCCCUACAGCAGUAGAGCACAGGGCUGGGAGCUGCAGAUGCGAACCAGCUCUGGGCUGAGGCUGCUGGGGAUGGGUAAUGGAAUGAUCUCAGCCCUGGCUGAAAUCUGAUGGACUCGGGAAGACUGUGGGAUCCUGCUGGGUUCUCCGUGCUGCCCCAGCCCAGGCAGUGUAAGGAUAUCCCCAGAAAGUCCACUGUAAUAAUGCCAAAGUGGGCAAAGUGCAGCGCAGUGCAUGGAGAAGAUGGAAGAUAGAGAGGUGACGAUGGAGGAGAGAGAGAGGAGCUGGAGGUGUUAGGGUGGCCCAGGCAGGAUAGCAGCUCAGAGAUGAAAACAGUGCUGCUCCAGGUGCACCCAAACUGCUGGGGCAGGAGCAGCUGGGGCUAAUGAGGAGGUCUGGGGAGAGCCAAUGGUUGGGGCCAGCCUGGGGUGUGUGGCUCCAGUGGGGGCAAUAAAUAGGCAGCUGAGGGUUUGGAGAGCAUGAGAGGGAGGGUUGAGGAGCACGUGGAAGCUUUCAGCUGGCAGCAAUCCUUGACCUGCCAAGAUGCCAGUCGUACACGAGCAUGGUGAGAGGAUGAAGAGGUUCAAGAACAAGGGCAAGGACACUGCAGCCCUGCGCAGGCAGCGGGUGGAGGUGAACAUUGAGCUGCGGAAGGCCAAGAAGGAUGAGCAGAUCCUGAAGCGCAGGAGCAUUUCCAUUGUCUCUCUGGAGAAGAGCCCCUCACCAGCAGAAGAGAAAAACGUGAUUGUUCCACUGUCUUUGGAGGAAAUAGUGGAAGCUGUGAAUGGAAGCAAUACUUCGCUCCAGCUGCAGGCGACACAGGCAGCCAGGAGGAUCCUGUCCAGGCAGAAGGACCCCCCUCUCAACCAGAUCAUCGAGCUGGGGAUCAUCCCCAGGCUGGUUGAGUUUCUAUCCCGUACUGACAGUGCUGCUCUGCAGUUUGAAGCAGCCUGGGCACUGACCAACAUCGCGUCCGGCACCUCGGAGCACACCAGGGCAGUGGUGGAGGGGGGGGCCAUCCCUGCAUUCAUCUCCCUCCUGUCCUCCCCCCACAUGCACAUCAGUGAGCAGGCCGUGUGGGCGCUGGGCAACAUCGCAGGUGAUGGUCCUCUGUACAGAGAUGCUCUUAUCAAUUGCAAUGUGAUUCCUCCCUUGCUGGCUCUGGUGUCACCUGUAACUCCAGUUGGGUUCCUGAGGAACAUCACAUGGACUCUGUCAAACCUCUGCAGGAACAAGAACCCAUACCCACCCCUGGAGGCAGUGAGGCAGCUGCUGCCCAUCAUCACCUGCCUGCUGGAGCAUGAGGACAAGGAGAUCGUCUCUGACUCCUGCUGGGCUGUGUCCUACCUGACCGAUGGCUCCAAUGACCGCAUCCAGAUCGUGGUGGAUACGGGGAUUCUGCCACGGCUGGUGGAGCUCAUGGGCAGCCCUGAGAUGAUUGUCAUGACUCCAGCUCUGCGUGCCAUUGGGAAUGUGGUUACAGGGACUGAUGAACAGACCCAGGCAGCUAUCGAUGCUGGUGUCCUGGCUGUCCUGCCCCUUCUCCUUCGUCAUACAAAGCCAGCUAUACAGAAGGAGGCAGCAUGGGCACUCAGCAACAUUGCAGCUGGGCCCUGCCAGCAGAUCCAGCAGCUCAUCACCUGCGGGCUGUUGCCACCUCUGGUGGAGCUGCUUGAUAAGGGGGAUUUCAAGGCCCAGAAGGAGGCGGUGUGGGCAGUGGCCAACCUGACAACUGGUGGCACUGUGGAGCAGGUGGUGGAGCUCGUCCAGUCUGGGGUCCUCAAGCCUCUGCUCAACCUGCUUUUGGCCAAAGACAGCAAAACCAUCCUGGUCAUCCUGGAUUCCAUUUCAAAUCUCUUCCUGGCAGCUGAGAAACUGGGAGAGACGGAGCGGCUGUGUCUGCUGGUGGAAGAACUUGAUGGUCUGGAGAAAAUUGAAGCCUUGCAAACCCAUGACAACAACAUGGUCUACCGAGCUGCUCUGAAUAUCAUAGAGAAGUACUUCUCUGGUGAGGAGACUCCUGAUCUGCAGCCUGGGACCGAUGAGGAUGGGCUAUAUAACUUCUCAGUGGAGAAGCAAGACUUCAACUUCUGAAGACGAAGCUUUGCACAGCUCCGACUUGGUGGGUGGAGGCUGGGUGUCCUGACCAAGAGGAGUGGAGUUGUAUAGUCCUUUUACAUUUGAAACUUAUCAAUAAAUUGCACUUGUGGAUUUGUA